AUGACCAAAGGGGGAAUCUACAGGCCAGUCAUCCUCACCUCGAACUGCAGAAAGGUUAUGGACGCGGUGGGGCAGUGGCCCCUGGCGAGCUGGGGAGGGGGGGAGGUCAGCGAGGGGAGGCCAUGGUGGAGCCCUGUCCCUCUUCUCCAGCUGAUCACCCUGAGCGGCUCGGCACAGAUGGUCACCAGCUCCGAGACAAAGGGGAACUUGCUCAGUGCCUACAUGGCAGGCGCCCUGGCUGUCAUGGUGGCUGUCUACACGGCGGGAGGAGUCUCAGGGGCCCACCUGAACCCGGCCUUCUCACUCUCCAUGUGCCUGGUGGAGCAGCUUCCCUGGUGGAAGUUUCCCAUCUUCAUGACUGUGCAGACCUUGGGAUCUUUCAUUGCCGCCGGAGCCGUCUACGUCCUCUACUAUGGUAUGGGGAGGUGGGUGGGCUCCCGGUGGUGGAGGAACACCGCGGCGUGCUGAGCUGUUGUGCCGGCCCCACAGGUGAUAGGUACGGGGGUGUUGAUCCUGGGCAUCCUGGCCAUCAUGGACAACCGCAACAAAGGUGUCCCCAAGGGCCUGGAGCCGGUGGUUGUGGCCCUGCUGGUGCUCUCCAUCGAGGUCUCCAUGGGCUCCAACUGUGGCUGCCCCUUGAACCCCGCACGGGAUUUUGGGCCCCGGCUCUUCACCUACGUGGCAGGUUGGGGCCCGGAGGUCUUCAGGCCAGGGAAAAUUGUCAAUGAAGGAGAAUUUCAGUCUUAA
Molecule: messenger RNA, 747 nt
Organism: Charadrius vociferus (killdeer)
Lineage: Eukaryota; Metazoa; Chordata; Aves; Charadriiformes; Charadriidae
Gene: AQP10
Product: aquaporin 10
Exons: 5
Biological process (GO): water transport; glycerol transmembrane transport
Cellular component (GO): basolateral plasma membrane; plasma membrane
Molecular function (GO): glycerol channel activity; water channel activity; urea transmembrane transporter activity
Source: RefSeq, a predicted model, not a curated record